Molecule: messenger RNA, 1370 nt
Organism: Elgaria multicarinata webbii
Lineage: Eukaryota; Metazoa; Chordata; Lepidosauria; Squamata; Anguidae
Gene: SLC39A2
Product: solute carrier family 39 member 2
Exons: 5
Coding region: 458-1354 (298 amino acids)
Biological process (GO): zinc ion transmembrane transport
Cellular component (GO): plasma membrane
Molecular function (GO): zinc ion transmembrane transporter activity
Source: RefSeq, a predicted model, not a curated record
AGCAGGAGCCCUUGGAGAAAAGAGAAGGAAGGAAGGGAAGUGGAAUGGAAGAGAGAAGGGACUGACCAAGACCAAUGGGGGAAUAGGGAGAGCAGUGGAGUGAUGCAGUAUUGUGGAGAAUAGGAAGCACCAAGAAGCAUCAUUAAAGGUGGCAGAAGAAGGAACUGAUGAUCUGGCCGCAAUUGGGGCAUCUCAUUGUUUUUGAUCUUGCUGUGUGGUUCCUGAGAGUUGUAUGGGUGGGCCGCUAAACAUUCCAAAAGGAGAAGUUUAUUGGACCUGGUGUGUGUGAAGCCUGGUGGACAUCUCUUCUUGAGACUAGUUGCCAAAAGCUUAAGGAUCAGACUAGCCUGAAAGGAGGUCAAUGUGCAACGGUCCAAGGUAGAGAUCCACAUCAGCUAAUCCUCCUGUUCAGUUUUCUUGCCUCCUGGUGUGACCCUUCUCCUCCCACGCUGCCAAGAUGGAUCAAUUGCUGGCGGUGAAAAUCGGGUGCCUGGCAGGAUUGCUGGUGGUCCCGCUCCUAUGUGGCCUCAUCCCGGCCUUGGUCAAGUGGUUCCAGAGCAACAUGGCCAGAGGGAAGCAUCGACGCAUCCUGAGUUUUAUCGGCUGCUUUGCCGCCGGUGUGUUCCUUGGCGCCUGCAUCAUGCACAUGGUGGCGGACGCAUUGGGGGACAUCCAAGAGGAAAUUCAAAAGCGACGGCACCAGGGCGGGCUUCCACACAAGACGAACUGCACCUCAGAAGAAGAUAAUGAUUCCGAUAACUAUCCAUUUGGGGAGCUCAUCAUCUGCUUUGGUUUCUUCCUGGUGUUUAUUAUUGAGAGUGUCGUGCUCCACUGUUGCCCCCAGGCUGUACACUCUCAUGGGGACCACGAAAACCAGGACGAUCACAAAGACCCACCAGAAUCCCACAGCUCUUUCCGGGCAUUCGUGCUCUUCCUCUCACUGUCCUUCCACUCAGUCUUCGAGGGUCUCGCCAUCGGGGUCCAGAAGGAGGAGACAGCGGCGAUCCAGCUCUGCCUAGCGGUACUCAUCCACAAGGGCAUCGUGGCCUUCAGCUUGGCCUUGAAGUUGGUGCAGAGCGGCACCAACAUCCGAUGGAGGGUGCUGUACCUGGUUGUCUUUGCUCUGAUGUCUCCCGCUGGCAUCGGUGUGGGCAUCGGCGUCUCGCUUUCCAAUGGCGACGGGAGCAGCCUGGCCCAGGCCGUGCUGGAAGGGGUAGCAGCUGGAACCUUCCUCUACGUCACCUUCCUGGAGAUACUUCCCUAUGAGCUUCGCUCUCGUGAAAGCCCCCUCAGCAAGUUCUUCUUCAUCAGCCUAGGCUUCUGUAUCAUGGCCAUCAUUGCCAUUUGGGCCUGAAAGACCAGCUGCUCAA